CACCAGUCUCUGAACUCGAAUUCAUCGCGGACAUUGCGGUCAAUAAUUAUCCAAGGCCGUUAAAUAUCGAAGAGAGAGGAUUCACAUUAGUCCCUCAAAAAAUCGCGGCUUGCCACAACCUUGCUCCUCGUCCCCUCCCAUCAGAUCCCCUCCUCGAUAGAGCUGAGUGAUCGAUAGGCAGGAUGGGGUUGACAUUCACGAAGCUAUUCAGCAAGCUUUUUGCGAAAAAAGAAAUGCGAAUUCUGAUGGUAGGUCUCGAUGCCGCCGGUAAGACCACCAUCUUGUACAAGCUCAAGCUCGGUGAAAUCGUCACCACGAUCCCUACUAUCGGAUUUAAUGUGGAGACGGUUGAAUAUAAAAACAUCAGCUUCACUGUUUGGGAUGUUGGGGGUCAGGACAAGAUCCGUCCAUUAUGGAGGCACUACUUCCAAAACACUCAGGGUCUUAUUUUUGUGGUUGAUAGCAAUGACAGGGAUCGAGUUGUGGAGGCAAGAGAUGAGUUGCACAGGAUGUUGAACGAGGAUGAACUGAGGGAGGCUGUUUUGCUUGUAUUUGCCAACAAACAAGAUCUUCCAAAUGCAAUGAAUGCUGCAGAGAUAACUGACAAGCUUGGUCUUCAUUCUCUCCGCCAACGUCACUGGUACAUCCAGAGCACAUGCGCAACUUCUGGAGAGGGUCUGUACGAGGGUUUGGACUGGCUUUCCAACAACAUUGCUAGCAAGGCAAGUACAUGAACAAAGCUUGAAAGCUAAAUAAAUAUGGAAAAGAAAGUCAAUGCAUCAAUAGCACAUAGAAUCAUAGAAUGGCUUAAGCUGCAGUGCAAUUGUCUACAAACACUGGAAUGGAAGAUCUUUGUGAAAGUUGGUUCAUUACUUCAUCUAAGUCAUCUUGGGUUCCAUGCAUGUUCAACGUUUGCACUUUUCCUUUCAUUAUUAUAUUACAACACUUCCUCCCUUUCUUUUCAGGCAUGAGGCUUUAAAGAAUUUUGGUUUCUGGCGAUUUGGAAGAUGACACCUUCCCCCCCUUCAGUGAAUGUUGUAA
Messenger RNA from Alnus glutinosa, 1041 nucleotides. Its product is annotated as ADP-ribosylation factor 1-like. Gene Ontology annotation, biological process: vesicle-mediated transport; intracellular protein transport. The coding region runs from base 183 to 734 and encodes 183 amino acids. Gene Ontology annotation, cellular component: cytoplasm. NCBI's taxonomy places the organism in Eukaryota, Viridiplantae, Streptophyta, Magnoliopsida, Fagales, Betulaceae. Gene Ontology annotation, molecular function: GTPase activity; GTP binding. The record is from RefSeq and is a predicted model, not a curated record. The transcript has 6 exons.